AGACCAGCACGCACCGCGUCACCUUCGCUCACCGUAAAUCAUAUUGCAUUCUACUUCACGUUUCGUCAAGAUCGCUUUUGAGUCUUCGUUUAAAAGAAAGAAAGCACACAGAAAUCUACGUGUUUUUUCCUCUUUGACAGCUUGCCAUCUUCGUAUUCACCUACAUAGACAUACAGACCCCUUCCCCCCCCCCUUUAACUCCCGUCGCAAUCAUGCUCGAGGCUCACGUCCAGCUUGCCAGUCUUUGGAAGCGGCUCGUGGAGUGCAUCAAUGGCCUGGUGAGCGAGGCGAACUUCGACUGCAACCCCGGCGGCCUCUCCAUCCAGGCCAUGGACUCCAGCCACGUCGCUCUUGUGCACAUGCUGCUGCGGGACGACUGCUUUGUGAAGUACCAGUGUGAGCGCAACAGCAUCCUUGGCCUCAACCUCGCGUCGCUCUCCAAGGUACUGAAGAUUGUGGAUAGCAACGACAGUCUCAGCCUUCGGCACGACGACGACUCGGAUGUGGUGACGCUGACGUGCGAAAACCCGGAGAGGUCACGCAAGUGCGAGUACCAGCUGAAGCUGCUGGAGAUCGAGGCGGAAUCGAUGGGCAUCCCAGAAAUGGACUACCGCAGCACCGUCACGCUCAACUCGGCCGAUUUUGCGAAGAUUGUGCGGGACAUGCAGGUCUUAGGCGAAACCGUCACCAUCGCCAUCAGCAAGGAAGGCGUGAAGUUCAGUACGUCGGGUGAUGUCGGCCAGGGCUACACGUUUCUGCAGGCCGCCGGCGUGUCGGACCGCAGCGCGAAGAGUGAGGUGAAGGCGGAGGUGAAGGCAGAAGUGCGCGCCGACGACGACGACGAGGAACCGCUCUCGCGCAAGUACAGCAAAGCGGACGGCAACGCCAACGCGGUCGGGGUCGAGGUGACGAUGGAGGAGCCCAUUACCCUCUCGUUUGCGCUGCGCUUUAUGGGCAUCUUUGCGAAGGGCUCGACGCUCAGCGAGCGCGUGACGCUGAAGUUCGCCAAGGACAGCCCGUGCAUGGUGGAGUACGGUAUCGAUAACGUCGGCUACCUGCGUUACUACCUCGCUCCGAAGGUGGACGAUGCCGAGUAA
This is a messenger RNA of Leptomonas pyrrhocoris, 1097 nucleotides long. RefSeq names its product putative Proliferative cell nuclear antigen (PCNA). The coding region runs from base 213 to 1097 and encodes 294 amino acids. NCBI's taxonomy places the organism in Eukaryota, Euglenozoa, Kinetoplastea, Trypanosomatida, Trypanosomatidae. Gene Ontology annotation, molecular function: DNA polymerase processivity factor activity; DNA binding. Gene Ontology annotation, cellular component: PCNA complex. Gene Ontology annotation, biological process: translesion synthesis; mismatch repair; regulation of DNA replication. The transcript has a single exon. The record is from RefSeq and is a predicted model, not a curated record.